Molecule: messenger RNA, 1644 nt
Organism: Fusarium venenatum
Lineage: Eukaryota; Fungi; Ascomycota; Sordariomycetes; Hypocreales; Nectriaceae
Product: amino acid permease/ SLC12A domain-containing protein
Biological process (GO): amino acid transmembrane transport
Cellular component (GO): membrane
Molecular function (GO): amino acid transmembrane transporter activity
Source: RefSeq, a predicted model, not a curated record
AUGGAUUACAAGAGUGAUCGUGAGAAGCUACCAGGCGAUGGGUCUCCUCUUGAGCAACCUGGAAGUCACCACGAGGCAGAAUCGUCCGAGCUCAACGAUGAUCGCAAUGGACAGUUCCAUAGAUCUUUCACCCCUCGUCAAGUACACAUUAUCUCCCUCGGUUCGAACAUCGGAAGUGGUGUGUUCAUCGGAACAGGUAGCGCUCUUGCUGGUGGCGGCCCUGGAAACAUGAUUAUCGCAUACGCCCUGGUAUGCUCCUGUGUUUGGGCUGUCCUACAGACUCUUUCCGAGAUGACUAUUGCCUUCCCAACCUCUGGUAACUUCAUCGACUAUGCUGGACGUUGGGUCGACCCAGCUUUGGCCUUCGGUGCCGGAUUUGCGGAGUGGCUAGGUUGGACUGCUAUUAUUGCGGCCGAGGCCGUAUUUUGUGAUAUCCUCAUAAAUUUCUGGGCAGAUGGUGCUAUUCCACCAGCCGCUGUUUAUACCAUUUUCCUAGCCGCAACCUUCGUCAUAUUCCUUCUUCCCAACACGAUCUUUGCUUGGUUUGAGUACGUCACUUCGCUUAUCAAGAUAUUCUUGUUUCUUAUAAUCAUAUUUCUAUCCCUUGCUCUUGUCUGUGGUGCCGGACCCAAUGGUUUUGUCCACUCGGGUAGUACUUGGACAGACUUGAAUGCGUUCAAGAAUGGCUUCUCGGGCUUUGCAAAUGCAGCAUUACUAGCCACCUGGGCUGUCGGUGAUCAGGUCUUCAUUGGUAUCAUGGGCGGAGAAGCCAAAAGCCCAAGACACGCUUUGGGUCACGCUACCAAGCUUGUUCCGUACCGUGUAGGAAUUGUGUAUAUGCUGAGUGUGAUGUUCAUCACUCUGCUUGUCCGUUCUGACGACGAGCGACUGCUUGGUGGAUCAGGCGUUACCGCCUCUCCCUUUGUCAUUGCCACACUUGACUCUGGGAUUGCCGUCAUCUCGGACAUUCUGAAUGCUGGAAUGAUUGUAGGUAUCUUGGCAAUCUCUGCCGAGGCUGUCUACUUGUCUUCGCGUGUGCUCCGCACUAUGGCACAUCAGAAGCUGGUACCUGAGUUUAUUGCCAAGGUCGAUAGCCAAGGUCGUCCACGUUGGGCCCUUGCUAUCACAUGCGGAGUAGGCGUCAUACUCACAUACAUCAACUUGGCGGCUGGCGGACGUACAGCCUUCACUUGGCUUAUCUCCAUUACAAGUGCCUCGUUCUUUUGUAUGUGGAUCAUCAUCGCGUUCACAUCCUUCCGAUUCCAUCGUGCGCUCAAGCUACAGAACGACCCUCUUUUUAGAGAGCCAUACGCUUGGAAGUCUGUUGGCUGGCCGCUGGCUCCUACCUGGCUCCUCGCCAUUUGUGUGUUACUUACUGUUAGUUGCUUUGCCAUCGGAAUCAAGCCUCUGGGCGGUGGAGGCUUUACUCCCAACAACUUCUUCCAGUACAUCAUCGGCAUUCUUAUCAUCGUGGGUUUUACAGUCGGGUAUAAGAUAAUCAUGCGCACGCCGUGGCGUGAUCUUGCUACUGCCGAUUUGAGGACAGGAAGACGCCAUCUUAGCGUUGAAGAGAUCAAUCAGCUGGACGCUUACUACUCGAUGUCCAAGUGGAGGCGCUUUGGAACCUACGUCCAGCUUUGGUGA